AUGGAUCUAUCUGUGUUACCGAAUAACAAUCACCCAGACAAAUUCCUCCGUUUAGAUGUACGGGCUCUAAUUGCAAAUUCUGGGGUUCUGCAGGCCAGACAAUGGCACAACAAAAUAUACUGGCAGAGGGACAAUGAUAUGCCUAUGCAGUCACCAACAACAGAAAGUCCUACAUUAGAAGAUAAUGCACUUCGCAGCCACAUCACUCCAGAAAUAAUACAAUCUACAAUUAGGAGUAAUCCUUUAUUCCUGGAUGUAAGAAGAGAAGAGAAAAGUGAACCAAAGAAGAAGGGGCCGUCAUGGACCAUCGAGGAUUAUGAUAAACAGUCUCCAAAUUCAAAUAUUUCUCUGUACCUGAAGGAAAAUCCUAAUGAUCUGCGCUAUUGGCUGGAAGACAUUUACACACCGGGCUACGAUUCUCUUUUGAAGAAGAAUGAGAAAAAAACCAAGAACUCCAGAUACUGUAAAAUUUUCAUCUAUGGUUUGAUGUAA
Messenger RNA from Pelobates fuscus (common spadefoot toad), 492 nucleotides. It is a transcript of the gene MINAR2, whose product is annotated as membrane integral NOTCH2 associated receptor 2. The coding region runs from base 1 to 492 and encodes 163 amino acids. Lineage: Eukaryota; Metazoa; Chordata; Amphibia; Anura; Pelobatidae. The transcript is spliced from 4 exons. The record is from RefSeq and is a predicted model, not a curated record.